UCCUGUUUACAUCUGCCACCAAGACAGAGAGGCCGAGGGGAGCACACGGCUGAGGCGCAGUUGGAGGCAGCACCGUGCACAGGGAGAGCUCCCUGCGGUGGGAGACGGCCCCGGCAUGGACACGCUGCCCAUCUACCACGGGCGCAUCACGCGGGAGGCUGGGGAGAAGCUGCUGCUGGAGGCGGGCGUGGACGGCAGCUACCUGCUGCGGGACAGCGAGACCAUCCCCGGAGCCUACUGCCUCUGCGUGCUGCAUCACGGUUAUGUUUAUACCUACAGAGUGUCCCAGACAGAAACUGGAUCCUGGAGUGCUGAGACAGCGCCUGGGGUCCAGCGGAGGCUCUUUCGGAAAGUGCACAACCUCAUCUCGGCCUUCCAGAAACCCAACCAAGGCAUUGUAACACCCCUGCAGCACCCAGUCAUCAACCACAUGAAAGCCAAAUAUUCCCCAGGGAGGAAUGAAGGCCGUGACUUCCACCUGCAGCCAUCAUGAGGAUGUUUCCCCAACUGUGACAUAACCACAUCUUCCAGUGUCUCUUCUAGUCCAUGCUCUAAACCAGAACGAUUUAUAUGAUAGUUAAUACAACUCCAUGAGUUUUCUUGUAACAUUUACAGAAAUGUGUAUUUCAUACAAUUUAUAGUUCAAAAUGUAGAAUUUUAAGUUUCAGAAUACUUCAAAUUUGGAGUGAGAUUUUUUUUUUUUGGUUUCUGUUUGUUUGUUUUCUAAGAGAGGACAAAAAAAGGAAGAACGUAAUAUCUUUUCCCCCCUUUAUAAUGUCAAGUAAAAAAUAUUUUUCCCUUCAAGAUUAGUUCUUAAUUAAUAAUUUGUUACUAAUUUUACAUUGCUGAACUUUGGAGUCUUCUUUGCUUUGUUCUGAUUGGCAUUUAUGCAGAACUGGGCAAGUCCCCUUUUAUAACCUUAGGAGAAUUGUGUACAUUAAAGUGUC
Messenger RNA from Lepidothrix coronata (blue-crowned manakin), 947 nucleotides. It is a transcript of the gene SH2D1A, whose product is annotated as SH2 domain containing 1A. Bases 116 to 493 code for a protein of 125 amino acids. NCBI's taxonomy places the organism in Eukaryota, Metazoa, Chordata, Aves, Passeriformes, Pipridae. The transcript has 4 exons. The record is from RefSeq and is a predicted model, not a curated record.